Molecule: messenger RNA, 4876 nt
Organism: Brassica rapa (field mustard)
Lineage: Eukaryota; Viridiplantae; Streptophyta; Magnoliopsida; Brassicales; Brassicaceae
Product: mitogen-activated protein kinase kinase 5
Biological process (GO): protein phosphorylation
Cellular component (GO): cytoplasm
Molecular function (GO): ATP binding; protein serine/threonine kinase activity
Source: RefSeq, a predicted model, not a curated record
AUAAUCUUAGGAUUAGCAUGUUCCUGAAAACAUCAAGGUGAGAUACAUGUGUAUACUUUCAUAUUUACGUGUGUUCAUGUAUGAAUCAUCAGAUUCCAAACCAUCUGAAAUACAUAUUACAGUGAAACCUCUAUUAAUAAUGUUGGAACUAGUUUUUUAUUAAUUUAUAUAGAGAUUAUUAAUUUAUCGAUAUACUAAUUGAACCAAAAAUUCAAUUUGAGACUAUAAAAUUAUAUUAUUUUAUAGAGAUUUUUAGUGUAUAUUAAUUUAUAGAAUAUUAAUUUAAAGAGGUUAUACUGUACAUGAAUUAUCCAGUCUUUAAACCAUAAUUCUUUCAAUAUAUUCUUGAACAUUAUAAUGCAAUAAGAAAAUCGGCUCUGUAUAUGUGUUUCACUGAAAUCACUUAACAGAAAAAACAUGCUUGUUGGUUAAAGUUCUCUUCCCAGUCGAACAAAGUCUCAGUUUUGUAUGUUUUCAUUCUGAUGAUGUUAUAUACUUAUAUUGUAUGAAGUGUCAUUAGAAGAGGUGCACUCACUUAUUGACGUCUGAAGUUUUAAGGUAUCUCUAUUGCAGCAGUUGUUUCAUAUAUUAAGAUUGAAAAGGUUAUUCUUUAUUCACAUGGUGACUGAGUAUUAUGAAUCAUUCAGUACAGAGCCAACACAAUUAUAUGUUUCUUUGAUUAGGAUCCAAUCUCAAACAAUUUUUAAAAAGAUACAUAUAAAGUAGAAGGAACCAAAACAUAUAAUUAAUUUGUCUUCUUUAAUGAGAUGUAAUUUCUUUAUGAAAAAACGUUGUGGAACUAUUUAUUGGCCAUCAUAUUGCUGAUGAUGCUCUGAACUUGGUGCUCAGAGAGAUCAAACAUCUGGAUAAGCUUAUCUAGACUUAGGGACUCAAAUGAGGCAGAGUAUGUGAACAAGUAAGUCUCCGGGACUUAGAAAUAUUGAAAGUCUCCUUUGGUGAGACCUCGAGUUGCUGAUAUGACUAGGCCUAGCUAUGACAUGGCCACACAUGUUCUAAGAAGGAGCAGUGAAUGCUUUGAAAGUGUGAAUGUUUCGAUGAUUAUCUCACUGAUCACAAGAAUGUAUUUAUACAAGGAUUCAUAUCUAUUGAUAUCUACCGUAUCAUAACUACGUAAAGAUAUACACAAGAAUAUACUUAGGAUAUUGGAAUUUCCUAACUAACACUCCUCCGCAUUUGGAGCAGAGGUUCUUGAGAUAAUUACUUGUUUAUUUUUAUAGAUAUUGAAACACACUCACGUAGUAUUAGGCUUGAGAAUCAAUAGUUAUGAAAAGAAAAAUUAUAUGAAAUUGUGAUAGAAUUUUUAAAAAACAAGAGAUUGAAUAACUAUCCAAAAAAUAAAUAUUAUUUUAGAAAAUUUAUAAUCAAAAGAAAAUAAAUUUCUUUAUUGUAUUAACGUAAAUACUGAUUUAGUAACUAAAUUGAAUUUUUCUUAUGAAAAAAGUAUUAUAUUUUAAAUGAAAAAUAUUUAACUAACGUUAUUAACAAUCGUAGAAAAUGUUCUUAAACAAAAAGAAUCCAUAAAUUUUUAUGAAAGUGAGAUUUGUAUAAAAGGAAAUUCAUUUUUUUAAAUCACAUGUUUUAAAUAUCAAAAAUCAGUAUUUUUUUAAGAUUAUUUUUGAUACUAAAUUCCAAUAUGAUAUAUGAUUUUAUAAAAAACAUUAAGAAAAACGAAAAUAUAUAUAGAUAAUAUUAGUAAUGGAAAUUAGUAAAAUAUAGCUUAUGAGAUUUAUAUAAAAUGAAAUUUCUUAUUGUCAAAUUACAUGUUUUAAAUAUAACAAAUUGCUAUGUAUUUUUACUUUUAAGAUAGUUCCUUUUGAUACUAAAUUUUUUUUUAUUCUAUAUUUCUUUAUGAUAUUGAUAUGAUUAUAUUUAUACAUAUAUUAAAAACGAAAAUAAAAAUAGUUUACAGAUAUUUUCCCUUUUUAUUUAAAAAUAUUCAUAAAAACUAAAAUAGAAAUUUUGAUAAUGAUAAUUAAAAAAUAGUAUUAAUUCGUUAAAGUUACCAAUAUAAUAAGUCAUUGUGAGAAUUAACGUGAACACGGUACAUAUUAAACUGAUUUCUCAAAUAACAUUAUAGAGAUAAAAAAUGUUAUUUUAAAAACACUUGGAUUCAAUUUCACUUUAUUUUUGUAUAAUAUAAAAAUGCAUUCAAAAUAUGCUUCGUUAUGCUACAUAUCCCCGCAACAAAAACAAAUCAAUCAGCUAUGGGACUCUAUGGAUUACACAAACAAUUCAAUCUAUAGUUUCGAAGACGUGGAUAAUGAACCCACCAUGAUGAUGAUAAUGAUUGUUUUAUUUGGUUUGAUGAGCAUGUCUUGCUUUGGAAAAAAAACCCACUGACACGCCAAUAACAGACCGAACAACAAAAACAUGUCAACGUGUUACAACACAGAACCACACAGCCGAUCCCGCGAUUGUUCCACACGCGCCUAUAUGAUCUCUCGUCUUCCAUUUUUGGAAACCAAAACUUUUCUUCUUCAUUCAUCUUCCUCUUUCUUUUUCGAUAUGAUCUGACUCCAAAAGCAGGAAUCAAACCCUACACGGCGACUAUAUAUAUAAAGAGAGACACCAUGAACCCGAUUCAGCCCCCUCCUUCUCCGAUGAAGAACCGCUUCCGCAAACGUCCUGACCUCAGCCUACCACUCCCACACCGCGACGUAGCCCUCGCUGUGCCUCUCCCCCUCCCUCCUCCUCCCUCCACAACCUCCGCGCCCACGUCAGGCUCCGCCAUCUCCCCCAACGUCUCCGCCGCGAAAAGCUUGUCCGAGCUAGAACGUGUCAACCGCAUCGGAAGCGGCGCGGGAGGAACGGUUUACAAAGUGAUCCACCGUCCGACUUCGAAACCCUUCGCUCUCAAGGUCAUCUACGGUAACCACGAAGACAACGUGAGGCGCCAGAUCUGCCGCGAGAUAGAGAUCUUGCGAAGCGUCGAUCACGCCAACGUAGUGAAAUGCCACGACAUGUUCGACCACAACGGGGAGAUUCAAGUCUUGCUCGAGUUCAUGGACGGAGGAUGUCUAGAGGGAGUGCACGUGUCACGAGAGGAGGAGCUCUCGGACAUGUCUCGGCAGAUUCUCAGCGGUUUGGCUUAUCUCCACCGUCACCAUAUCGUCCACCGCGACAUCAAGCCGUCGAAUCUUUUGAUCGACUCGGAGAAGAACGUUAAGAUCGCUGAUUUUGGAGUGAGUAGGAUCUUGGCGCAGACCAUGGAUCCUUGUAACUCCUCGGUUGGUACCAUUGCUUACAUGAGCCCCGAGAGGAUUAAUACCGACCUGAAUCAUGGACGUUACAACGGUUACGCUGGAGAUGUGUGGAGUCUUGGUGUUAGCAUUUUGGAGUUUUACUUGGGGAGGUUUCCUUUUGCUGUGAGUAGACAAGGUGACUGGGCGAGUCUAAUGUGCGCCAUUUGUAUGUCUCAGCCGCCUGAAGCUCCGGCCACGGCGUCUGAGGAGUUUCGUCACUUUGUGUCUUGUUGUUUGCAGAGUGAUCCUCCCAAGAGAUGGUCUGCGCAACAGCUUCUGCAGCAUCCUUUCAUACUCAAAUCAACCAGAGCUCCGGGGUCUUAGUUUUUGCUUUCCCGUUUUGCCCUUAUCAUCUUCUUUUUUUCCUAUAUUCUUUUGCUUACAUAAGUUUUGUGGUGAUUGUGAUUAGGGUAAUGAUUUGAUUAGGGAAGAGACACAGUUUUGAGUCUUGUCAUGAAUGAUGAAGAUUGAGUUUGCAUGGCCUGUAGUAGCUUUAUUAUUAUUAUUGUUUCACAUCUUUCAUUUGUUUUUUUUUUUUUUUUUUUUUUUUUUUGUAACACUAUCAUUUGUUUUAAACUAUCAUUAAUUAAUAAAGCUUCUUCUUUUGUUUCAGUUCUGCUUUCUUCUUCUUUUUUGCUUUGUCGUUUUAUGGUGUUGAUUGUAUAAUAAUUGAGGAAAAGUUGAAAGCUUGUCUUUUGACCUCAGCUUUCACCUAGUUUCUUCUAAUCUUGCCUUAGUGCGAUUAGGAAUCUAAUCUAAUUUAAGUGUCCAGUUCAGGUUUCUAGCUUCUCAACCUGUAUCUACUACGACAGUCUACUUCAUGUUUAUUAUGUUGGUCAUAAAAGUGAACAAAAGGUUUUUACAUUUAUAUUGCUCUCUUUUACCAUAUUCCACUUUUUGGUGUGAUGCCCUUUCCUUCCCCUUCUUAUACUCUCAGCUUAAUGAUUUGUGAACUUGUAUAUGACUGCUUCUAUAUUUUAGUUUCUAGAACUAGUCUUUGUUGUUUUAAACUCUCUCAGUACAGAUAUGGGAUAGUAGAGAUGAACUUUUCUGUUGGCAUAACCUAGACGAACCUGUUGGGGCUUUAUUUGAUCUCGACUUCUAACCACAACAGUGGGUAUGUUUCUGCUCCUUAAUCUUCUAUUGAUCUGAAAUAGUUGUAAUUCUUCUUUUAGGAGGAUCGUGAAAUGAUAAUAGGAAUGUUACGUUGUUGAAGGUAGUUUUAGCUUUAGGUUAUUCCAUACUUCCAAAUACUCCUUUCGUUCCUUAAAAUACAUAUUCUGGAGAAAAAUUUUGUUUCUAAAAUAUUCAAUUUUUUACAUUUUCAAUGCAUGUUUUAUUAACUAAUUGCAAACUUCAAAAAUCUUAAUUGCACUGAUUUAUUUUUUAUUGGCUUAAAAUUGUGGAAAGAAGAUAACACAAAAAAUUAUGCAAAUUUAAUGUGUUUUAUUAAAAUGUGUGAAAAAACUAAAAUAUGGACCUUUUAGAAACAGAUGGAGUACAAACAAGACAUGGAAACUAGCGCGUAACUAAAACUUUAUAGUACUACUAAUUAAUAAACUAUAGAAGCGCCCUUGACUUUACAGGAUUGAUGUCUUGAAACCAAAUCGGAU